UGACUGCUCAGUGAUUCUAGAAGUUAUUUCAGAUGACUGCUCAGUGAUUCUAGAAGUUAUUUCAGAUGACUGCUCAGUGAUUCUAGAAGUUAUUUCAGAUGACUGCUCAGUGAUUCUAGAAGUUAUUUCAGAUGACUGCUCAGUGAUUCUAGAAGUUAUUUCAGAUGACUGCUCAGUGAUUCUAGAAGUUAUUUCAGAUGACUGCUCAGUGAUUCUAGAAGUUAUUUCAGAUGACUGCUUGUUCUAGUUUCAAGAGUAAAGGGGACUAAAGGGAUAUUAAAGGGCUUUCUAUCUAGGUUUCAGUUUGAUAUUAAAGGUGCUAUACACAGGUUUUUUAAAUUUACAUUUUGUGUUGUAAUUUCAUAAAAUGUCCAUAAUAUAUCUACAGAAAUAGUGGAAUGAUGGUGUGUUUCACAGUAUUGCUUGCCAGUGUUGUGAUUGACUGAUAUUCGCCUCAAAAUGUAAUAGAUUUGACUUUAACUGUGUUAUCAAGUGGGAAUCGCUCUGCAAUUUAAAUUGUACAAUGAUUUCCCUACACUAUUCAGUGCUUGUUUUUUCACAUAAACUGAAAUUGAGCGAACAGUGUAGCAGCCAGGGAAUAAAACAUAAAAAAAUCCACUAAAUAACACAGUCUGAAUUUACAAUGCAAAAAUUCUACUAAAUAAUAAUAUAAUAAAAAAUCCUGUGUAGCGUCUUUUAAUAUUAGUCCGAGUCAGAGAUAUCCUCACCUGCUAUUGGUCCCUGCAGGAAGUCAUGUUGUCAGUUGGACCAUUUGUUAAAACAGAUUUAUGGGUUUAACCAUAAAUAUCAGACACAAGAAUGUACAUUUUUGUAGAAAAUAAAUAUUUUAAUUAAAUUUAUAUAUAAGUAGAAAUGUAAAGAUUAUGGGUGAGGGAGGGACAAUAUAUUUCAUACUGCCUUUUUAAUGCUUUAUAUAUCUUUUAGUUGAAACGCCCUCAACAUAAUACAGCAGAACCUGCCUUGCUUUACUUUGAGAUCUCUCAGGGCCUCUUAGUUAAUAAGCUUUUGUAGCAUUCUGUUCUGGGUAUUGUAAACCAUUCUUCUGUUGCUGGUGAGUUGAAGUUAAGGACUCAUUGUGCCAUAAAGCAACACAAGAACAUAGUGUUCUUGUUAAAUUCUUUUAAAGCAGCUCAAAUUACUUGAAAAAGAUGAUGUAAUUCAUGCUUGUUUAUAAAGUCACACCUGAAAUAAAAGUGUAUUUUCUGUUUUAUAGAUAUCCCAAAUGGAAAGCAGCUUGUGUCCUCUUGUUAUUGUGUAUGGUCCGGAGCCAUGGUCUCCAACAGGCGAAGUACUAUGAAGACACCUCUGAUCUCGACAAGAGGCGCAACAUUCGCAGUGUUGACAACUCCUCAUGUCUAAAGAUGACAACCAGACUUCUUGCCUCAUUUAAUGUCUUGGACAACCACUCCAAGAAAGUCCUGGAUGGGCAUGCAAGGAAGAAUCGUCUGCUGAGCCAUGCCCCCCGGUGCUGCUGUGCCUCCUGCAGGAAGCCAGACCUGGUCCUGCCUCUGACUGUCAACUGUGACUGGGACUUUGAGUUCCCCAACGCUCGCAGGACCCCCAUCUCCAAACCCAAGACCACCACUGACAUCAACGUGGAGCAAGAGUUUCUGCACAACAAAUUACGGGUAUCAAAGCCAGCAACAGCAGCCUCGUCCACCACAGAAGACUUUAGCUGCAAACUGAAGGAGGCCGUAGGCAGCAGAGUGAGCGUCUGCACCUUCUCCAGCCCUGAAUACCUUCCCUGGAGGAUUGGACACAGGACAGGAGAAAGCAGAGGAGGAGGAAGGUUGAAAAGGAAGAGUGUGAGGGACGGGCAGCAGCAUACUCCAGUGACUGACAGCCAGAGAGAGGAAGUGUCUCCUGUAAGUGAUGAUGUCACAGCAGACUGUGUUUCUCUCAGCCUAUCAGAGGAGCUGAAGAGAAAGAAUGUGAGAGUCCUGAUCCCUCGACCCCCUUCAGUUUACCUCCCUCUGCCGAUAGUCAGUGAGACAUACCCUGUGGUGUGCAACAGUGAUCUGUACCAACACAAGCCCUUCACCUCCUCUGGACACCACUUCCUAGAAGACCCUAAUCCCAACCUUAACCCUAGCCCCAACCUCAGCAGGACCACUCUCCACUCUGCUAUCGUCCGCAUCACUGACUCCCUGCAGGCAGACAUAAUGGUGAGGGAGAGGAGAGAGAAAGAAGGGGCGAGAUGGGAGAAGGAUGAGGUGAAAGGGGAGAGGGAGGAGAGAGAGAGGGGAAAAGAGAGAGAAAGGGAAAAGAAACAGGGUGUGGCAGGCCCCCACAGUGUGAGCCUCUGGGUUCUGUCUGCUGAUGGGAGGGUUGGUAAGGCCUCAGAACUGGGACAACUCCCGCUGCAUAGCAACCAGCUGCCCCCCCCUCCCUCAAGCAGGGCCCAUCUCCUCCCCUCUCCUCCCCCCAGGCAGACGCGAGGCAGCUCCACUGCUGUGGGUCCUGUGCUCAAUGGGAUGAACCCUAAAAUGUCAGAGCCUCUGAUUGGCCCUCCAAACUACUUCAGACCACUCCCCUCUGGAACCAGCAAGCGGCUUCAGACAAGCUCUCUCAGGGAGCCAAUCACAGGUCAGAUGGACUUCCUGUUCAUCUCCAAGCCGCUGAAGCAUCAUCAUGAAGAGAGCAUGAGUCCGCUGGUUGCCAAUCAACGGGCCAGUAGGGAGGAUUGGCGGUUGGGACAGAGGCACUUGGUGAUGCUGUCAGAGGAAAUAGAUGUAGAGAACAUCAGAGUUUACGGAGUCCGCUUCUUCCUGUCCCAACUCGGGAACAAGACCCCACGGCAUUCCCCCUCCCUCUAUCUCUCAGAACAUCACUCACACACACAUGUCAAAACCAAUUCCCUUUACGACUCAGGCAUGGAACACACACUGAAAACCUGCUCCUCUUAUGAGUCUGGCUCAGAACACACACUGAGACCCAACUUCCCCUUCGACCCUCAGCAGGCUAUCAGCAUCCCUACAGCAGAGAAUGUUCUCUUACCAUGAACUGAGAGUAGGACUAUAUAUUAUCUAGCUAGCUAUAUGUUCUAUAACAUAGAAAUAACGUUUGUUUUUGUUUUUACAAUAAAUUUGGACUGCAAACUUCA
This is a messenger RNA of Oncorhynchus keta (chum salmon), 3124 nucleotides long. RefSeq lists its product as uncharacterized. The coding region runs from base 1182 to 3023 and encodes 613 amino acids. The transcript has 7 exons. The record is from RefSeq and is a predicted model, not a curated record. Lineage: Eukaryota; Metazoa; Chordata; Actinopteri; Salmoniformes; Salmonidae.